Molecule: messenger RNA, 1449 nt
Organism: Candidula unifasciata
Lineage: Eukaryota; Metazoa; Mollusca; Gastropoda; Stylommatophora; Geomitridae
Source: the annotation of a GenBank genome assembly
AUGGCGUCCUCGCUAUUGAAGGUCAAUGGUGGGGUUUCGGGACUUGUCAAACUGUCACAGAAAGUACCAUGUGCGGUAGCUCUCAAUAAUCGCAGAUGGAGGUCUGCGAAGGCUCUCACUUAUGAACAGGCUGUACUGAAUAUUCCAGAAACAAAAGUGACAACUUUGAACAAUGGAAUCAGAGUGGCUACUGAAAAUACAGGAAUAAUUACAAGCACAGUUGGUCUGUGGAUUGAUGCUGGUAGCAGGUAUGAGAAUGCUCGCAACAAUGGUGUGGCUCACUUUGCAGAACACUUGCUCUACAAGGGUACCAAGAAGAGGAGCCAGACUGACUUAGAACUAGAGAUUGAAAAUUUGGGAGCCCAUCUCAGUUCCUAUACAACCAGAGAACAGACAGCCUUCUAUGCUAAGUGUUUCCAGAAGGAUCUUCCAAAAGCUUUGGAAAUAUUGGCUGAUAUUACACAGAACAGCCGGUUUGCGGAAGAAGAUGUAGAAAAAGAGAGAGGUGUGAUUCUUCGAGAGCUGCAGGAGGCAGAGACCAAUCUGCAAGAAGUUGUUUUUGAUCAUCUCCAUGCCAUAGCAUAUCAAGGAACUCCCCUUGGGCAGACCACCUUUGGUCCAUCUGAAAACAUAAAAUCCCUGCAACGAAAUGACCUAAUAGAAUAUGUUGGCAACAACUUCAAGCCUCCGCGUAUUGUUAUAGCUGCCGCUGGAGGAGUCAAUCAUGAUGAGUUGGUCAGGUUAGCAGAGCAGCACUUUGGAAGAAUCGGUGCUGGCUACGAAGGAGAGGUUCCUAUCUUGCAACAGGCUCGGUUUACUGGCAGUGAGCUGAGGGUAAGAGAUGACUUCAUGCCCCUGGCUCAUGUGGCAGUUGCUGUAGAGGGUUGCGGUUGGCAAGACCCUGAUAGCCUGGCACUGCUGUUAGCCAGCACGCUGGUUGGAAGCUGGGACAGAAGUCAUGGAGGAGGUGCCAACCUGUCCAACCAGCUGGCCCAGCACACCGUCAAGUUAAACUUGGCUCAUAGCUAUCAGUCCUUCAACACAAGCUACACCGACACUGGUCUUUGGGGCGUCUACUUUGUGACUGACAGACUGCAUAUUGAUGACUUCAUUUACAAUGUACAGCAUGAAUGGAUGAGACUGUGUGGUGGAGUCAAGGAGUCCGAGGUUGAAAGAGCCAGGAACCAGCUGAUAACAAGUUUACUCCAGCACCUUGAAGGAACCACCCCUGUCUGUGAUGAUAUUGGCAGACAAAUAUUGAACUACGGUCGAAGGAUCCCACUGGAUGAGUUGGAACUUAGAUUAAAUGCGAUCAACUCAACCACUUUGAGAGAUGUUUGCAUGAAGUACAUCUAUGACAAGUGCCCAGCCGUUGUUGGAGUUGGCCCUGUGGAAGGUCUUACAGACUACAACAGGCUGCGUGCAGGCAUGUACUGGCUGAGGACAUAG